AAGAAAAUGUUAACUCAGUAGCCAAAAAGCUAAUAGCUUCAGGAGAUUAAUUCUCCCCAGAAUUGGACAUAUACAAAAUCCAGGAAACACAUGGAAGGACCACAGAACACGUUCCUUCCCCUUCUGGGCCAGAGAGAGUUCAACAGUUGAAUUGAGCAUAUUAUAAAUUAGCAUGUAUUUCUCCAAACUUUUUUUCUCAACAGAGAAGUCAGGAAUGGUUGAAGAAAAUCAUACCAUGAAAAACAAGUUUAUCCUCACAGGAUUUAUGGACCACCCAGAGCUGAAAACCCUUCUGUUUGUGGUGUUCUUUGCCAUCUAUCUGAUCACCAUGGUGGGGAAUCUUGGCCUGGUGAUAUUGAUUUCAAAAGAGUGUCGUCUUCACACACCAAUGUACAUCUUUCUGGGCAACCUAGCUCUUCUGGAUUCUUGCUGUGCCUGUGCCAUUACUCCUAAAAUGUUAAAGAACUUCCUUUCUGAGGACAGAAUGGUUUCCUUCUGUGAAUGCAUGGCACAUUUCUAUUUUCUUUGCACUGUUGAAACUGCAGACUGCUUUCUGCUGGCGUCAAUGGCCUAUGACCGCUAUGUGGCAAUAUGCAGUCCACUGCAGUACCACAUCAUGAUGUCUAAGAAACUCUGCAUUCAGAUGACUAUAGGGGCCUACAUAGCUGGGAACCUACAUUCCAUGAUUAAUGUAGGGCUUUUAUUUAGGUUAGCUUUCUGUGGAUCUAAUCAAAUCAACCACUUUUACUGUGAUAUUCUUCCUUUAUACAGACUCUCCUGUGUUGAUCCUUAUGUUAAUGAACUGAUACUGUUUAUCUCUUCAGGAUCAAUUCAAAUCUUCACCAUAGGUAGUGUCUUAAUAUCUUAUCUGUACAUUCUUUUCACUAUUUUCAAAAUGAAAUCUGAAGAGGGAAGAAUCAAAGCCUUUUCUACGUGUGCAUCUCAUUUUUUGUCUGUCUCAUUGUUCUAUGGAUCUCUUUUCUUCAUCUACUUUAGAACAGAUUUGCUUGAAGAAAGAGAUCAGGAUGUACUAGCUGCUAUUUUGUUUACAAUAGUAGUUCCUUUACUAAAUCCUUUUAUUUAUAGCCUGAGAAAUAAGGAAGUAAUAAGUGUCUUGAGAAAAAUUCUGAAGAUAAAAUCUCAAAAAAGUUUGAAACAAAUGACAGCCUCUGUGGCUUAAUGAUUUAAACACAGUAAAAA
Molecule: messenger RNA, 1200 nt
Organism: Trichechus manatus latirostris (Florida manatee)
Lineage: Eukaryota; Metazoa; Chordata; Mammalia; Sirenia; Trichechidae
Product: olfactory receptor 5K1-like
Exons: 1
Coding region: 173-1180 (335 amino acids)
Biological process (GO): G protein-coupled receptor signaling pathway
Cellular component (GO): membrane
Molecular function (GO): olfactory receptor activity; G protein-coupled receptor activity; odorant binding
Source: RefSeq, a predicted model, not a curated record